AUGAACCUGAUCGGGGGCUACCAGCAUCACCACCACCUGGUGCACGAGCCCUUCCCCUUCGUGCAGCGGUGCCACCAGGACGCGCCGUACUUCCAGAGCUGGGUGGUCAACCACGGCGAGAUGCCCGCGGACUUCCAGAUCCCGGCGCCGUACCCGGCCGCGGAGCUGGGCGCGCCCGGCGCCGCGCACGACGGCCGCCUGGAGGGGCUGCAGGCCGGCGUGGGCAAGCGGAGGGCCGCGGGCCCCAAGAAGGAGCGGCGCCGGACGGAGAGCAUCAACACGGCCUUCGCGGAGCUGCGGGAGUGCAUCCCCAACGUGCCCGCGGACACCAAGCUGUCCAAGAUCAAGACGCUGCGCCUCGCCACGAGCUACAUCGCGUAUCUGAUGGACGUCCUGGCCAAAGACUCCGGGGAGACGGAGGGCUUCAAGGCCGAGAUUAAGAAAUUCGAGAACCGGGAUUUGAAAAGGAAGCGAGAGCUGGUGAGUUUGUCGGGAGGCGCUCUCAUUCCCAGCAGCAGCGGACCUCUGUCCGGGGAGAAGAAGGUGAAGGGCCGGACCGGGUGGCCGCAGCAGGUCUGGGCUCUGGAGCUCAACCAGUGACACACACACACACACACACACACACACACACACACACACACACACACACACACACACACACACACACACACACACACACACACGGACUCUUCAGGACCUUUGAUUUUUGUGGUAUUUCUUCUGCUUUGUGAUGUUUUUUGAUUUUCCACAUCUGCACGCGCUGCUGUCCAGAUGUUUGUACCGGAGAACAUCUGUUUGACUGAGGAAGAAAACUGUGUCUCCCUGAUUCUCCGCAUAAGUUAUGAAGAGGAAAGUGUUGGUUUGGUGCAGCAGCAGAACGUUUCUUCAGCUUUUCCUUCAUUCUCACGUUUCACACCAAAGUAUCAGCGGU
Molecule: messenger RNA, 931 nt
Organism: Salarias fasciatus (jewelled blenny)
Lineage: Eukaryota; Metazoa; Chordata; Actinopteri; Blenniiformes; Blenniidae
Product: heart- and neural crest derivatives-expressed protein 1
Exons: 2
Coding region: 1-600 (199 amino acids)
Biological process (GO): regulation of transcription by RNA polymerase II; heart development
Molecular function (GO): protein dimerization activity; RNA polymerase II transcription regulatory region sequence-specific DNA binding; DNA-binding transcription factor activity, RNA polymerase II-specific
Source: RefSeq, a predicted model, not a curated record